Pseudozyma hubeiensis SY62 is the source of this 351-nucleotide messenger RNA. RefSeq lists its product as hypothetical. The transcript has a single exon. The coding region runs from base 1 to 351 and encodes 116 amino acids. NCBI's taxonomy places the organism in Eukaryota, Fungi, Basidiomycota, Ustilaginomycetes, Ustilaginales, Ustilaginaceae. The record is from RefSeq and is a predicted model, not a curated record.
AUGCAGGCGAGGCGGGAUCUACGAUGGCGGCGCAGCAGCAGCAAUCACGUUCUGACGCGCGUAGCCUUUGCGUCUGUGGCCCGUCUACGCAAAGCAGAUGGAACGCAACCAGCAAUGGGGAGCACUGCCUUGGCUCGUACACUACGCCAUCAGCAUGUACAGCACAGCAGCUCGACAAGCCUGAUGGGGUUCCGCCAUUACCCUGGCCGUUGGGACAGCGAUCGUCGGCUGGCGAGCCGAGUCGAUUUACGCUCCCGACUGCGCCUUGGACUGGAUUUCAGGGGUCCGACGCGAGCUUACUUUUUCUGCGUCUCGACGCAACGCUCACACAAGCUGCCAGCAACGGAGUAA